Messenger RNA from Colletotrichum costaricense, 918 nucleotides. RefSeq lists its product as uncharacterized. Bases 1 to 918 code for a protein of 305 amino acids. NCBI's taxonomy places the organism in Eukaryota, Fungi, Ascomycota, Sordariomycetes, Glomerellales, Glomerellaceae. The transcript has 4 exons. The record is from RefSeq and is a predicted model, not a curated record.
AUGAGCCAGCCUGCCGGUGUCCACCGGUUGUACCGCCGCCCUCCCGGCGGCCAGACUUUGAAAACGCCCGCUCGUCUGCGCAGUGCAGUGCUCCUAUUUGUCUGUUGGCUCCCCGAAGCCUGUUCACGGAGUCUGCGAGCAUAUUUCCCCUCCAAGACAGGUCAGGUCAGGUCACGUACGGAGCAUACCGCGGACGCAGCGACCGCAUCCAAGCCACGAACACGUCUGAAGCUCAACGUUGGAAAAAGAUAUGCUCCCGGAGUGGGGGUCUUUCUCGUCGACCCCUACCAACUGCAAGGGGUCCCCCUCAGGGUCUUGAGUACGAGCCUACGAUAUGCGAGCCUGCGAGGUGCGAGGUGCGAGAGUCAGGGAGCGAGCUGGCUGCGCGAUGACCUGAUGCGACGAGCAUCGUUGAUGUCGCGUGCAUUCUACAUUCAGUCGACGCCAACGCACGCCAAGAAUGCCUUCAUUGUUCACCCGCACGGCAUGGGGGAUCGGCCACGAUGCGCUGUGGACGAAGCAGUACCGGCCAAUGAGCUUACCACGUCAUGCGAGCCACAAGCUCAGAGUUCCCCAUCACGAGAGUGCCGGCAAAGUAAACGCAACUUUAGGAGAGUCAGGGCCAGGGGAGAUAUCUCACCGGGCACCUCGACGGGCACCUCGAAUGUACCAUCACCGUCUACACAGUACAAUGGCCACGGCAGCGGCAGGCUUAUGAGUAGGGGACAGGGUUCGGGUGCUUCGUACAAGUACAGGUACAGGUACAGGUACAAGCCGUCCCGCAAACCUCGUUCCCCCCUUCUCCAACUGGAAGACGCAGACGGGGCGAGGGCACGCGAGAAUGAGACUGAUGGCUCAUGCAACCGCGCUUGCGCCCGCAAGCCGUACGCCGGGGCCUUCUUCGCCUUCUCUUACUAG